AUGGCGUCGAAGAAACAGACCAAAGCACGCGAUUCCGCGUCGGUGGUACGGACGACGCGAUCGACGAGAAGUGCCGACCGAUCUCCAUAUGCUAGACGCGUUACUCGCAGCAGUGGUAAAGCUACUGCAGCAGUUGAACCGGAUAAUGGGAAUGGUCAAUCUCAGCCUCCAUUCCGGCGUCGCAGCAAGAGGAAUGAAGGGCCCGCCUCUCCCACUUCGUCACGGCCAACAAAUAGCUCUCAGCCCGAAACGAUCGCGCUGCGUGCAACAGAAAGCAACUCGACGCUAUCUCAGACCUUAGUAGCAGAGGGCACGCAAGCAUCAACCUCCAACGACAACGACACCGUCCAUUCUCGUGCAGCUACACCGAAAUCGGAAGUUCAGGAUAGCGAUGAAGAUGAAGGGGAAGACUUCGUUCAAUACUUUAUCGCCCCUGUCGAUCCCUUCCCUUCUCCACCUCCUGAUGAAUACUCACCUACUCCCGAGCGUGAUUGGCAACCUUUUGACCCGGUUAAGAGCCCUACUCCUCCUCUUCCGGGGUCGAGAGCUCAAAUAGAAUCAGCUGUCCCCGACGCUCAGCGCGUUGCCACUCCAGAUGACGACUCUCCUCCCCGUUCAACGCCUCCGCUGUACUAUCCUGCCUGGCCCCCAUCUCCCACCCUACUGGACCGACAUCCUCAGACAUGGCUGGAUGAGGUCCUCGUCAGCAUCGAGCGCCAGCGCGGGAAUCUCGUGAGCGAGCUCAGGGAUGCUGAAGUAGACGUGAAAGAUGCUUUGGCGGAGAGCUUUAAGGCGUUGGUCGCGGUAAAGGAGUUGGUAGGUCCGCAGGGACUUGAUGGCUUGGAAAAGGCUCUGGACCUCCCUAGAGGCGGGAGACGUAAAGGUGAUAGACGGGGAGGGGAUCCUGAAAUUGUGGGUCUUAUGCGGAUGGUUCAGGCAAUGGUCGGUCCAGAGAUGGUGAAGAAGAUGCUUACGGAUGCUCGAGAUACUGCUGCUGGUGAUGACUUUGAAGAGGACGCACAGGCUGGAGAGGGAGUGGUUGAUGUGGACGGGGAACAUGGUGCGGCAAAUCAGAGAUAG
Messenger RNA from Pleurotus ostreatus (oyster mushroom), 1080 nucleotides. RefSeq lists its product as uncharacterized. The transcript is spliced from 2 exons. Bases 1 to 1080 code for a protein of 359 amino acids. The record is from RefSeq and is a predicted model, not a curated record. NCBI's taxonomy places the organism in Eukaryota, Fungi, Basidiomycota, Agaricomycetes, Agaricales, Pleurotaceae.